Molecule: messenger RNA, 1728 nt
Organism: Eptesicus fuscus (big brown bat)
Lineage: Eukaryota; Metazoa; Chordata; Mammalia; Chiroptera; Vespertilionidae
Gene: SLC25A10
Product: solute carrier family 25 member 10
Exons: 11
Coding region: 91-954 (287 amino acids)
Biological process (GO): succinate transmembrane transport; mitochondrial transport; phosphate ion transmembrane transport
Cellular component (GO): mitochondrial membrane
Molecular function (GO): succinate transmembrane transporter activity; oxaloacetate transmembrane transporter activity; malate transmembrane transporter activity
Source: RefSeq, a predicted model, not a curated record
CGCUGGGGCGGCGCGGCCGGUUCGGGUCGGGGUCGGGCUCGGGGUCCGGGCGGGGUCGGGUCAGGCCGGGCAACCGGCGCUGCCGCGGGCAUGGCGGCCGAGGCGCGCGAGUCGCGCUGGUACUUCGGGGGCUUGGCCUCGUCCGGGGCCGCCUGCUGCACGCACCCGCUGGACCUGCUCAAGGUGCACCUGCAGACGCAGCAGGAGGUGAGGAUGCGCAUGACGGGCAUGGCGCUGCAGGUGGUGCGCUCCGACGGCGUGCUGGCGCUUUACAACGGCCUGAGCGCCUCGCUGUGCCGACAGAUGACCUACUCGCUGACUCGGUUCGCCAUCUACGAGACCGUGCGGGACCGAGUGGCCAAGGGCGGCGAGGGGCCCCCGCCCUUCUACAAGAAGGUGCUGCUGGGCGCCGUCAGCGGUUGCAUCGGAGGGUUUGUGGGGACUCCCGCCGACAUGGUCAACGUCAGGAUGCAGAACGACAUGAAGCUGCCCCAGAACCAGCGCCGGAACUACGCCCACGCCCUGGACGGCCUGUAUCGUGUGGCUCGUGAAGAGGGUCUGAGGAAGCUGUUCUCGGGUGCAACCAUGGCCUCCAGUCGGGGGAUGCUGGUCACUGUGGGCCAGCUGUCCUGCUACGAUCAGGCCAAGCAGCUGGUCCUGAGCACAGGGUACCUGUCGGACGGCAUCUUCACGCACUUCAUCGCCAGCUUCAUCGCCGGCGGAUGUGCCACGGUCCUGUGCCAGCCCCUGGACGUGCUCAAGACCCGCCUGAUGAAUUCCAAGGGCGAGUACCAGGGCGUGCUGCACUGCACCAUGGAGACGGCGAAGCUCGGGCCACUGGCCUUUUACAAGGGCCUCGUGCCGGCCGGCAUCCGCCUCAUGCCGCACACCGUGCUCACCUUCGUGUUCCUGGAGCAGCUGCGCAGGCACUUCGGCGUCAGAGUGCCGUCCUGACACCGGCCCCGCCCGCUCCUCCCGAGGCCACGCGGCCGGCGCUGCCCUGAGCCCGCACCUGCCACCGAGCUCGGCCGCCCCUCCUCCCCGCUGGCCACCUGCCUCCUGCCUGGUCAGAGCCCCUUCCAGCAGCGCGGCCCCCACCCCGUGGCUGCACCGCCCCCCGCCCCUCCCUGCCCUGCACACGGCCACACGCAGAGGCAGGCGUCCGGCCCGCUCCCCUCCCCAGCGGGCAGUGAACACGAGGUGGGUGCGCUGGGCUGUCCGGUUUCCUGGGGUCCCUGCCCCCUGGCCCCGAGGGGCCCUCAGCACGUCCCUCAGGGACAGCGGGCGCUGCGCCCUUGUCCCGGGGCUGCGGCCUCCGUGAUGCUCGCAGGGAGCUGAGCCCACAGCUGAGGUCAGGACCACGAGGCCGGUGCGGACGGGCGCCACGGGCUCGAGUGCGGGGCCCCCUGCCUCUUCCGCGCCAGCCAACCCCCAGUUGCUUCAACAGUUUUGCCAAAACUCAGCACCCAGAGGCCACUGCUGUCCCUGGGCUGAGCCGUGUCCCUCGCUGGCCGCGCUGCGCCCCCUCCCGGGCAGAGGUGGGCAGUGGGGUCCUCGGGGCCUCCCUGCAGACGGCGCCCCAAGGCCCAGCAGCGGGUCAGCCAGAACCCGCAGGCUCCGCUGCAGCGCGGCCUGUUCUCCCCACGAGCCGGCUCCGUCCUCUGCGCCCGGCCUCGGCUGUGCCCCCGGCAGGGGGGCAGGGACGGCAAUAAAGGACAGUGAGCUGCC